UCCAACGUGGCAAUAAUUUCUCUGUUUCAAAUUUUCUCUUUCUCUAUAAUCAGCUCCUUCUAUUUUUCUUUUCCUUCGCAUCCUUUAAGACUGAACCUUUUUCCUUCUCUGAAACCUCUCAAAUUCCUUUCGGUUUAGCUUCUUUUCUUUGCUAUUAAUACACACCCAUUUUAGCUUUCUCCUUGUUCUCUUCUGCCUCUUUCUUUCUUUUUAUUUUCUUGAACUGAAAACUUAAAAAAAUCUGAAAUCAUGGCUUUUUCCCUCAAAAAACCAGCUUCUUUUGUUUGCUUCUUGGGGGUUUUAAUAUGCAGAUUACGGUUGUAACUUGAAAAAGAAACUUUUCUGUUAUCUGUUAUUAUAACCCUGAUCAUAUAUCUUCCUCCUCGUUCCACAAAAUCUUUUCAUUCUUCAAAAGAAAAAAAAAAAGAGAACAAGACCAGCCUUUCGAUUUUGAUUCUCAAUAUGUUUGACUUGUUGUUGAAGCCAAGGUUCUAUGCAAAAUGUAAAUCGGCAUUAAGGAUGAACAAGGUGAGACUUGAGACUAUAAAGAAGAAGAGAAAUGCGGUGGAGAAGUAUUUGAAGAAUGACAUCGCUGACCUUCUCAGGAAUGGUCUUGAUUACAAUGCUUAUGGAAGGGCUGAAGGUCUUCUGAUUGAGAAAAACAGAACAGCCUGUUACAAUUUCAUAGAGCAGUUUUCUGAGUGCAUCUCAAAGCAUGUCUCACUCAUGCAAAAGCAGAGUGAGUGUCCUGAGGAAUGCAGAAAAGCUGUACCAUCUCUAAUAUAUGCAGCAGCCAGAUUUGCUGAUUUGCCAGAACUACGCAAUCUCAGAACUAUUUUUACUGAGAAAUAUGGAAAUUCCCUAGAAUCCUAUUUAAAUCAAGAGUUUGUGCAGAAGCUAAAGGCAGAACCUCCUACUAAGGAGAUGAAGCUUCAAUUGAUGCAUGACAUAGCACAAGAGUUUUCUAUUGAAUGGGACUCCAAGGCUUUGGAACAGAAACUGUUUAAGACACCUCCAUCAGAACAAAAUGAGGCCCGGCACAAGACUUUAAAUGAACCUGAUGAUGAUGGAUGCGAGUUGUACAGAAGCAAGAAUGAUGCCUUCAAGAAAAGCAACAAUCAUGAUGAUGAGAAUGGAUCGAGUAACAUGCAUGAUUACAGGAGGCCAAAAAAAAAUGAAAUAGACCUCACUUUUCGUGGUAGAAAGGAGGACGCUGAUGAUAAAUUCAAGCUGCAUAGCAGCAGUGAGGGUGAAUUGACUGAUCAUGAUAUCCCAAAGACUAGUUCCACUUCAGAUGAGGAUGGUGCAGAAAACAGGAAGCCCUUUUACCACAGAUUUAUUCCUCCUCCAUAUGUCACGCAAUCCCCUGGCAAGGAAAAAAGCAGCACGGGGGAGCCCACAGCACCAAUUGAUAAUACUGACAACAAGAAAAGCAAUAAAUGGAAUGAUUCAGCUGGUGAAAGUAAGCCAAAACCAAGAUCAGUUAGGAGGAGACCUUUGAAACCACCACCAGGUCGUGAAUGCUUAAGCAGUUUUGGAAAUGAUGGGGCAGCAAAUAUUAGUUCAACCACAGCGAAUCACAAAGAAGCAAGAAAAGGUUUGGCAUCCAUACAAAUGGAGGAAAGCGAUCAGAGGGAUGAAGAGGAGAAGACAAUGGAUGGGCUUUUGAUGCAUUACAGCAAGAAAAAGUCACCUAAUGAACAGGUGAGCAAAUGGAAAGCAAAUCUAACACCUCCUCCUGGAAGACGAACAGCUGAAGACACCAGUGAAGGUUCAGGGUUACGAAGCACUAAAUCUGAUCCAAGUUCUCCUCCAGGCAGAGCUGCAUCUUUUCUAAAAGAAGCAACAAGUCCAACUGAGGCAGCAGGGAGGCAAACCCCAGCCUCAUUCCAGCUAGACAUGUUUGCUGGCCAUGUGCAUCCCAAGCUACCAGAAUAUGAUGAUUUGGCAACUCGGCUUGCUGCUCUACGAAAGGGAUAAAAGAAAAUAGCAUUAGGAGAGUAGAGAUAUUACCUUACAUUCAAUCUAAUUCUCUCUAGUAUUUUCACAUUUGAAAGGCAUAUAUAGGAAAUUAGUUUGGUGGUUCAUUCACUUACUAUAUAUAGCUCCACAUUUGAUUAUGAAAAAAGCAUUGGACGGUCAUUCAAGAAAGCCAAAAAAAAAGGCUUGUAAAAUAGAUUUGGUUAUGUAUAGAUGACAGUAUAAGUUGUUUAAUAUGAACAGAUUUUGGCUAUUUUUCCAUCAAUGAUUUGAACUUGGAAGAUGAAUUGCAAUAAUCUUUAUUAACAGGUUUUCAAUCGAUGUUGGAAGUUAUUGUCUGCUUCAGAUUUUGUGCCACUUAUUGGAGGGAAAUGAAGUUUCUAAACUUAAACAGUUUAAGAUGG
Molecule: messenger RNA, 2384 nt
Organism: Durio zibethinus
Lineage: Eukaryota; Viridiplantae; Streptophyta; Magnoliopsida; Malvales; Malvaceae
Biological process (GO): protein transport
Source: RefSeq, a predicted model, not a curated record